UUCCUGCUAAAGUGACAUGCAGGGUUCACCUUCUGAAACUCUCCUUCCUGGAAUUGUUCUGCAUUUAUGUACAACAUUUAUAUGAAGAAAACAGCUUUGCAUCAAAAGGAAUGACCUUUCUGGUGCAGCAUGCUCCCUUGUGCAGAAGCUUACAAAGGAAAGUAGUUUAUUGUCACCAUAGAUGCUGAGGCCUUCUCUAAAUAUCCCUUUAGGAAGCCCAUAAAUAAGCUACUCUUGUUUUUACUGGCUUCUGGAACGGCAUCUCUAAGAACCAGAGCAGGGAUUAUGCUGAUAUAGCUGGCAGGUCUUGGAGGAUACUAAAGCAACUCCCUUUCUGUGAGCCAAAAUGGAUGACCCUUAUCAAAAUAAUGUGCAAGGCAUUGAAGGAGAAACCUACCCCACCUAUGGAGAAGGGGGUCAGGAUGGUUAUCCCUACCAGUCUGACUACCCUGCCCAGGAGGAGGAUGCAGCCAGCGACGUCACCGAGGGUCACGAUGAGGAUGAGCAGAUGUAUGAGGGUGAAUACCAGGGCAUCCCUCACCCGGACGAGAUCAAGGAGGCCCGUCGAGCUGCCCGCCGGGAGGCCAGGAUGAAGGCCAAACUAGCAGCCUUGGAAGAGGAGGAGACGCUGGCAGAUCAAUAUGAGAGCAUCAUGGAGGACUGCGGACAUGGGCGUUUCCAGUGGACGCUCUUCACCGUGCUGGGCCUGGCGCUCAUGGCCGAUGGCGUGGAAUGCUUCGUGGUGGCCUUCGCCCUGCCCAGUGCUGAGAAGGACAUGUGCCUGUCUAAUGCCAACAAGGGCCUGUUGGGCCUGAUCGUGUAUGUGGGGAUGAUGAUGGGAGCAGUCUUGUGGGGGGGUCUGGCUGAUAAGCUCGGACGCCGCCAGUGUCUCCUCUAUGCUCUGGCCAUCAACUGCAUCUUCUCUUUCCUCUCCUCCUUCGCCCAGGGCUACGGCUUCUUCCUCUUCUUCAGACUCUGCUCUGGAAUUGGAAUAGGUGGCUCUGUCCCCAUUGUGUACACGUACUAUGCGGAGUUCCUGCAGAUGGAUAAGCGGGGGGAGCAUCUGAGCUGGCUGUGUCUGUUCUGGAUGCUGGGCGGCCUGUACGCUUCCUUCACCGCCUGGGGAAUCAUCCCUCAUUAUGGCUGGGGUUUCAGUAUGGGCUCUGAGUUCCAGUUCCACAGCUGGAGGGUGUUUGUGCUGGUGUGCUUCCUGCCCUCAGUGGUUGCUCUUGCUGGACUUGUGUUUAUGCCCGAGAGUCCUCGCUACCUGCUGGAGAAUGCCAGGCAUGAUGAGGCCUGGAUGAUCCUGCGGCAGGUCCACGACACCAACUGGAGGGCGAAGGGCGAACCAGAGAGAGUGUUUGAAGUGUCCCAGAUCAAGACGCCCCACACUCAAGAUGACGAUUUCAUCGAGAUUCAGAGUGAGACCGGCACUGCCUUCCAGAGAUUCAUGGUCAGGCAAAUGACCCUCAUCAAACAGGUGAUGAAGAAUUUGCUGUCUCUCGCCGCCCCCGAACUGAGACUGCCUGGCUUGUUCAUUGCUAUUGUUUGGUUUACGAUGGCCUUCAGCUACUACGGUCUGUCAGUGUGGUUCCCUGACCAGAUCAAGUAUCUGCAGUAUGAAGAGUACGAGCUCAAUGCCAAGGUGUUCCAUCGUGAGAAGGUCGAACGUUUUCAUUUCAACUUCACUCUGCAAAAUCAGGUUCACAGAGAGGGAGAAUACAUCCAUGACAGGUUUGUCGGCAUAGAGAUCAGAAACGUGAAGUUUGAAGACUCGCUGUUUGAAAACUGCUAUUUUGAGGACAUCAAGUCCACAGACACCUUCUUUGAGAACUGCACCCUACAGAACACUAUGUUCUACAACACCGACUUGUGGAAAGAUUCAAAGUUCAUUGACUGCAAGUUUGUCAAUGUUACAUUUCAUCAUCCAAAGAAAGGCUGCCAUCUGAACUUCCAGGAGGAGAACGAUGUCCUGAUUUACAUAGUGAGCUUUCUGGGCAGCUUAUCUGUGUUGCCCGGCAACAUCAUAGCAGGUCUGCUAAUGGAUAAGAUAGGACGAAUCAAAAUCAUAGGUGGCUCCAUGCUGGUGUCCUCUGGCUGUACCUUCUUCCUGCUCCUCUGCUUUAACCCGGGCGCUGUAAUAACCUUCCAGUGCCUCUUCUAUGCAGCGUCUGCAGCAGCUUGGAAUGGAAUAGAAGUGAUAACAGUGGAGCUCUAUCCAGCAUCAAAGAGAGCGACUGCUUUCGGCGUGCUAAACGGUUUGUGCAAGUUGGCUGCCAUCAUCAGCAUCUUCAUCUUCUCCAAGUUUGUGGGGAUCACUAAGAUCGUUCCCAGCCUGCUGGCCUUCUCAGCACUGGUGUGUGGAGGGCUGCUGUCCUUCAAGCUUCCAGAGACACGUGAAGUCAUCCUCCAGUAAAAACAACACCAGCAAACAAUCCCACAAACAAAAAAAAAGCCAAACUUCUCAAAUGUUAAGGCCUCGUAGCAGCGCUUGGUCCAGCUGGAAACUGGAUCUUCUCAUGCCCAGAAAAGUGAAAGUGUGGGGGCAGAUGUUGUUUAUGAUCGUGUAAAGUUAAAAUGAUGUUUACUUUUGAUUAGUUUAUUAGUUAAUGAGGUCAGAUUUAGUGUUUCCACAGCAUUUUACUGUCCAUUCACUGUUUUUUUUUAACCAGAGCCUGAGCUUUGGCGAUAUUGUCUUGUUCAUGAUAACGUCUGGUUGGAAAGGAGUGAGUGUGAGAUAUCAAAAAACAUAUCAGUGUAUUUUUUGUUGUGGAUUAGAAUCUCACUCAGAAGUACAGUUCUGAAGUCAGAGGCCACCUUCAUUUAUACAGGCAUUUGGCAAGACCAAGACCAGGAAUAUAUGUACACACACCUCACACACACACACACACACACACACACACACUCCUCACUCUCUCUGUCUCUCUAUAUCUAUCUAUCUACUAUAUAUUUAUAUCCUUCAUUCUAUAUUGGCAAGUUUAAUUCCAUAUAUUUAAGAUAAAAUUACACAGAAGCCUCAAAAAUGUAAUGUAUUUUCUCACUAUUUAGUGUGUCCACUAUUUACCUUUAUUAGAUUGUCCAUUCUUUUCAGGAGGCUCACUUUCAGUUUUCUAAACAAACCUGCAGGGAGAUAUUUUUCACACUUCCAAGUUCAGUCAUAGAGGUUGGUUUGACCUUCUUCCAUGAUGGUGACGUCUUUCUUUAUGCAAGUAGAGGUCCAGAAAUGAAAUAAAUGACUGGUGCUCUCUGACUUUUUUACUGUACAUUUACAGUUAUGACCAGACAACCGAAUCUGUUGACCUGCUGACUUGUUUUCUGUUGUAUUUGUUUAUUACUAUAGCACAUGUAUAUUUUUGCUGUAGUUUAUGUGUUUGAUCUAUGGACAGAUUAAUUCCUGUUUCAUUGUAUGUCCGUCCAUUUCAUGGCAAUUUAAAAAUCACCCAAAGAGUAUAAGACAGCAAAGGCAGUAAAAGGCCUCAUUUGUAUUCAGUAUGCGUAUGACCAACAUGCUCAUUUCCUGAUUCAUAAUUAAAAUAAGAAUUCCCAUUAACAUAACUGUACCUAUAGUUUAUGUUCUACAUUUCAUUACGCAUGAAAGCAUUUUAUCAGGAUUCUGAUUAGAGGUAAAGUUUCUGUUUAAGAAUAAGAAAAUUUCACCAGAAAGUGAUUUACUACAUUACUUGAGCUUUAAAUGAAAACAUAAACAAACAUAUUUAAACCAAAACCAUUAACCCUUAAUGUACAGGGAGUGUACAACACAUGGAGUACUCAUGCUCAUAGGCACACUUUGGAGGUUUACAUUGACAGACUGUCAGUACCUGUAAACCUACAAAGUGCACUUGUGUGGUAGGAGUUUUUGAUCAGAUAUUUAGAGUAUGAGUAUUUCAUAUGUCUUUACUGUUAUUUUGUACAUCACACGUUUUAUACGCUGCAAAACAUAGUAUCUUGUGAAGGGAAAUAAUCUCAAAUCUAGUCACUAUGUCUAUUUUUUCUCAUUUUGAGAUGGUUGUGUGCUUACUAUAAGAUUAUCUAGCUUAAUUCUGAACAUUAUUUAUGUGUUUUAGGUGAUAUUAUUAAGUUAAAAUAUAUAUCUUACUAUACUGGCAGAUAACUUUACUACACUCUCAGAAAUAAAGGUAGUAGAUUGUCACUGGGGUGGGACCCUCAAGG
This is a messenger RNA of Pygocentrus nattereri (red-bellied piranha), 4170 nucleotides long. RefSeq names its product synaptic vesicle glycoprotein 2Ba (gene sv2ba). The record is from RefSeq and is a predicted model, not a curated record. The transcript has 13 exons. NCBI's taxonomy places the organism in Eukaryota, Metazoa, Chordata, Actinopteri, Characiformes, Serrasalmidae. Bases 347 to 2416 code for a protein of 689 amino acids. Gene Ontology annotation, molecular function: transmembrane transporter activity. Gene Ontology annotation, cellular component: membrane. Gene Ontology annotation, biological process: transmembrane transport; chemical synaptic transmission.